ACGAUAUUCAGAUUUUUUGAGAUGUACCUGUACCUCAAAUGUAUGAUUGGAUUUAGAUCAGUCUUCUGAUUGGUUUACUCAAUGAUUUGCUGUAGCUUUGAUGGGGUACUUCGGUUCAUUGUCAUACUGGAAGGUAAAUUUCUCUCCUAGUUUCUCAAGGACCAGCCAUGGUACAGUAUAUUGGCCAUACUGUACACCACACCUUCUCAUGCCUUAUUGCUUACAUGUAAAUUAAUUCAGUUGUUCCUCUUGUAUUUAACUUCACUUCAGUUUAAUUAAUUUAGCUGGAAUUGUUGGAAUCAUACCCCCCAUAUGGGUGCAAUGCCAUGUCUUCAAACAGCUCAAUUUCUCUUGGAGUCUUCUUUCUGUUGUUCUCUUUUAAGAUCACAUCGAUCAUUGAUUUCCUAGCCGUGUCAGAGAAAGUAGACAGAUUCCUGAAUGAUAGAUGAUGAGAGUGAAUGUCAUCACUGUAUUUUAAUGAAAUGUAUUUUGGUGUAUUAUUGUUCUCCUACCUUGACUGAGUUCAGAAAAAAAAAUAUGAUUUCAUACUCUUUAUCUAUUAUGUGUAACUAAAGCAUAUUCAGACUCAAUUUCAAGUUUAAAAGUUUUAUUUGGUCACAUGAUGUUGAGAGUGCUGUAACAUGCUUGUGUUUUGGCCUCUAAGGAAUGCAGAUGAUUAAAGUAACUCUAACAUAAUUACAAAAAUGUAAUUUAGAAUCUAUUAUGGGAGUCUGCACAUAUUAGCCAGUCUAAGUAGAACUGCAAAAAUACAAAAUUCACAUAAACUGAAUAUAAAUGUGAAUGCCCAAAUACACAUAAGGACGGUUGUUUCAAUGGGGUUCAGAAUGGUUUAUCACUCAGAUAUUGUCAUGUUUAAAGACUCAGAGAUGCGUUAGCUGGCUUAGAAAGGCCUCUGAAACUCAAAAGAAACCAACCAAAGAAAACACAUCAGGAAGUGAAUUUGUGCAUCACCAGGUCCUUUUAACUAGAUGAUGAUUGCUCCUUUCCUGAUUACAGAGAAAGAGGGAGAAAAAAACAGUGUUGACAAUUGAAUCAGAGGAGCAUUAUGUCCUUCUGAACUGAAGAUAUUUGGGCUGAUAACAAAGCUCUUAACUUGUAGAACAGGAAACAUCGUUUCCGCAUUCCGUAGGGGACAAACCUUUUUGUGCUGCCAGUCCUUGUGCCAUGUAGAGAAGCACUUUUAAACAUCCAAACACACAUUAGAAAUCUACAUAUGAAACGUUUUGGUGGCUUGAUUUUAUGGCCAUUUUAUCUUUGUUAUCUGAAUUACUUAAAUGAUAAGUUGGGGAUCAGCCAUGGACAGGGGCCUAAAUUACUCCAAAUGGGUCGAGAGGCGAUCAACUGUGGUGUAUGCAAUGCGUUCUGCCACAUUCGGCACAUGGCGGAUGUUGACUUUGGGUGCGGAAUAUAGCUCUUGGGCCCGAUCUCCCGAAAGCCUUCAUCAACCACAGCCAGUGGUAUGCCAGAGCUCUGCCGAGACCACCAGCAUCAACAGUGAGCAGUCAUGGGGAGGGCAGAAGAAGGAUGCUCCUCUACAAUAUGAUGCAGUCCUUCAACUUCACAUGAGAGCUGCUCCUGCAGGGGGAGGUGGCAAGCAUAACAUCAUUCAUAUACAUAAAGCCCUCAACAGCACACCAUGGUCCCAGCCUAACAGAAUGGCUCGCUUCACAGAAGAUCUACCUACUCGCUAUGGAUCUGGAGGAGCAGGCAGAGGUGCGCCGGGCGCAGGCAGAGGGGGCGCCCGUGCGGGUGGUCCUCCAGGCGGCCAGAGGAUGUACAAGCAGUCGAUGGCCCAGAGAGCCAGAACAAUGGCCAUAUAUAAUCCCAACCCUGUUAAACAGAACUGCUUCACUGUCAACCGAUCCUUAUUCAUCUUUCGAGAGGACAAUCUCAUUAGGAAGUAUGCUAAGCGAAUAACAGAAUGGCCUCCAUUUGAGUACUUGAUCCUGGCCACCAUUAUUGCCAACUGCAUUGUUCUGGCCCUGGAGCAGCAUCUACCAGCCAGCGACAAGACCCCUAUGUCAGAACGCCUGGACGACACUGAGCCCUACUUUAUUGGAAUAUUCUGUUUUGAGGCUGGCAUUAAGAUCAUCGCCUUGGGCUUUGCAUUUCACAAAGGCUCGUACCUCCGCAAUGGCUGGAACGUAAUGGACUUUGUGGUUGUCCUCACUGGGAUCCUGGCCACGGUGGGCUCUGACUUUGACCUGAGGACUCUGCGGGCGGUGAGGGUACUGAGACCACUCAAACUGGUUUCUGGCAUCCCUAGUCUUCAGGUGGUACUGAAGUCCAUCAUGAAGGCCAUGGUGCCUCUGCUCCAGAUCGGCCUGCUGCUUUUCUUUGCUAUUGUCAUGUUUGCCAUUAUCGGAGUGGAGUUCUACAUGGGCAAGUUCCACACCACCUGCUUCAAGGUUAACACCAGUGAGCGGACGGCUGCAUUCCCCUGUGGCACCGAGGCUCCAGCCAGGAUGUGUCCUAACGGCACGGAGUGUAAGGAGUACUGGAUCGGCCCGAACUACGGCAUUACCAACUUUGACAACAUCCUGUUCGCUGUGCUCACUGUCUUCCAGUGCAUCACGAUGGAGGGCUGGGUGGACAUCCUGUACAGUGCCAACGAUGCCUCUGGGAACACCUGGAAUUGGCUUUACUUCAUUCCCCUCAUCAUCAUCGGAUCCUUCUUCAUGCUUAACCUGGUCCUGGGUGUUUUAUCAGGGGAGUUCGCGAAAGAGAGAGAACGUGUGGAGAAGAGGCAGGACUUCCUGAAGCUGAGGAGACAGCAGCAGAUAGAGAAAGAGCUGACUGGAUACCUGGAGUGGAUAUGCAAGGCAGAGGAGGUGCUGCUGGAGGAGGAAGAUGAGAACGCUGAGGAGAAGUCCCCUCUGGACGGUGCGUGGUACAAGAGGAAAACCAACCUCCCAGUGUUGAAACGAGGCAAGGUCAAGAAGAGUAAGAAUGACCUGAUCAAUGCCGAGGAGGGAGAGGAUCGCUUGACUGACAUGUCCUCCGCUGCUCCCCCAGGCUCUCCAUUUGGUCGGGCCAGCAUCAAGAGUAGUAAGCUCGACAGCUCGUCCUACAUCCGUCGCAAGGAGAAGAGAAUCCGGUUCUUCAUCCGUCGCAUGGUCAAAGCACAGAGCUUCUACUGGAUUGUGCUGUGUCUGGUGGGCCUUAACACACUGUGUGUGGCCAUUGUCCACUACGACCAGCCUGAGUGGCUCACUACAGCGCUCUACAUGGCAGAGUUUGUUUUCCUGGGUCUGUUCCUGUCUGAGAUGAGCUUGAAGAUGUACGGCCUGGGAGCCAGGAACUACUUUCACUCCUCUUUCAACUGCUUUGACUUUGGUGUGAUAAUAGGAAGUAUACUUGAAGUGGUUUGGUCAAUGAUCAAACCAGGGGCGUCGUACGGCAUUAGUGUGCUAAGAGCUCUUCGACUGCUACGGAUAUUCAAAGUCACUAAGUAUUGGAAUUCACUUAGGAACCUGGUGGUGUCUUUACUUAACUCCAUGAAGUCCAUAAUCAGCUUGCUCUUCCUCCUCUUCCUCUUCAUCGUGGUCUUUGCCCUGCUGGGCAUGCAGCUUUUUGGAGGACAGUUUAAUUUUGAAGAGGAGACACCAACAACCAAUUUCGAUACCUUCCCAGCAGCCAUUCUCACUGUCUUCCAGAUUCUGACUGGUGAGGACUGGAAUGCAGUGAUGUAUCAUGGCAUUGAGUCCCAGGGGGGCGUGCGAAGGGGAAUGUUUUCUUCUGUCUACUUCAUCGUUCUCACACUGUUUGGAAACUACACACUCCUGAAUGUCUUCUUGGCUAUUGCCGUCGACAACCUCGCCAAUGCACAGGAACUCACCAAGGAUGAGGAGAAGCAAGAGGAAGAAGCCAAUAAGAAGCUGGCGCUACAGAAGGCCAUGGAGGUGAAAGAGGUCAGCCCAGUGUCAGCAGCCAACAUCUCCAUCGCUGCUUUUGUAAAGCAAAAUCGAGAGGCACUCUCUCGCAGCUCCUCCGUCUCCAGCGGUCAUUCACCUAAGGAGCAGCAGAGAGCCAAUAAGAUGAUGUCAGUGUGGGAGCAGCGCACCAAUCAGCUUCGUCGAAACAACCUGAGGAACAGCUCCGAGGCCCUGUUCAACGAGCUGGACCCAGAGGAGCGCCAGCGUGUCUCUUCUGCCCUCCACCUGCACCCCGAUAUGAAGACACACAAUGACCGCCCCCUGGUGGUGGACCCCGCCGAUGUUGACAACCUGCGGCCACCCGAGGAGGAGAGAGACGGAGUUGACCCGCGGCUGGAGGUAGGCGACGCGCACGGCCCGCACCCACACAAGCACCACCGCCACCGGGAGAGGAACGGUGAGAACGGGGAGAGCAGGCAUCACACCCACCACAGCCGCGGUAGAGACCACGACCACUCAGAUGGCCCGCGUGCCAAAGACGGCAAAGGGGAGCGCAGCCAUAGUCAAGAGGUGGGCCAGGGCCACAGGCACCAUCACCAUGCUGGCUCCCCAGAAGAGAAGGGGAACGGAGGAGGAGAGGAGAAGGAGCACCGCCACCACCACUCGCACAGACAGCUCAGAGAAGGAAACGGGGCCCUAACGAAUGGGGCCAGGGGAGAGAAAAGACUGCGGGGCUCCAGGGAGGGGAGCGGAGAGGGGAACGGAGAGCGGAGGAGGCACCGCUCACGCAUGGUCCGGGCCCAGUCAACACUGGACGGAGAAGGGUGCCGGGAGAACGGAGAUGGGGACCAAGGUCAUCGGGACCGGCGGAGCGACUCUAAAGGGGAGAGCCUGCCCACGAGCCCAGUGCAGCCUCCUGCAGGCCUGCAGGUUGGAGGAAAGCCAGAGGAUGCGGACAACCAAAAGAACAACCACAGAGCCAGCCAGGCAGGCUUCAACAGCAACACUGUACAUAUCCCCGUAACCGUCAUCGCUCCGUCCAAAGGCACCACCGUCAUACCCAUGAAUAACAUUGACUGCGAGAGCCUUCCCAUGAACGAGGAGAAGAAGGACUUGGAGGAAGAGGAGGAGGAGAUGAAGAAUGGCCCCAAGCACAUUCUCCCCUACAGCUCCAUGUUUGUGUUUGGACAGACCAACCCGUUGCGUCGGCUGUGUCACUAUGUGGUGAACCUACGUUACUUUGAGAUGUGUAUCCUAUCAGUCAUCACUAUGAGCAGCAUAGCCCUGGCAGCUGAGGACCCUGUGCAGGCUAAUGCACCCCGCAACAACGUGCUCAAGUAUCUGGACUACGUCUUCACAGGGGUGUUUACCUUUGAGAUGGUUAUUAAGAUGAUAGAUCUGGGACUUCUCCUCCAUCCCGGUUCUUACUUCCGUGACCUGUGGAACAUUCUGGACUUCAUUGUCGUCAGUGGAGCUCUGGUGGCGUUUGCUUGCUCGAGCCUCAUGGGAUCGCAACAAAGCGUGGCCAGAGGAACUAAAGGGAAGGACAUCAACACCAUCAAGUCCCUCCGGGUGCUGCGUGUCCUCCGGCCUCUGAAGACCAUCAAGCGGUUGCCCAAACUCAAGGCUGUGUUUGACUGCGUUGUUAACUCACUGAAGAACGUGCUCAACAUCCUCAUCGUCUACAUGCUCUUCAUGUUCAUCUUCGCCGUGAUCGCAGUGCAACUGUUUAAGGGCAAGUUCUUCUACUGCACUGAUGAGUCCAAAGGUCUGGAAAAGGACUGCAGGGGGAAGUUUCUGGACUAUGAGCAUGAGGAUGUGGCAGCCCAGGAUCGUGAGUGGAAGAAGUACGAGUUCCAUUAUGACAACGUGCUGUGGGCGUUCCUCACCCUCUUCACCGUCUCCACCGGGGAGGGUUGGCCAAUGGUUCUAAAGCACUCCGUGGAUGCAACAUAUGAGGAUCAGGGUCCCAGCCCGGGCUUCCGAAUGGAGACCUCUAUCUUCUAUGUGGUCUACUUUGUGGUCUUUCCGUUCUUCUUCGUCAACAUCUUUGUUGCUUUGAUCAUCAUCACCUUCCAGGAGCAGGGCGACAAGGCCAUGUCAGAGUGCAGCCUGGAGAAAAAUGAGAGAGCUUGUAUCGACUUUGCCAUCAAUGCCAGGCCCCUGACGCGCUACAUGCCGGCAGACAAGAAGUCAUUCCAGUACAAGAUGUGGGAGUUUGUGGUGUCACCGCCCUUUGAGUACUCUAUCAUGACCAUGAUCGCACUCAACACUGUGGUGCUGAUGAUGAAGUUUCACGGUGCUCCAGAUCUGUACGAGGCCAUGCUGAAAUACCUGAACAUUGUGUUCACAGCUCUCUUCACUCUGGAGUGCAUUCUUAAGAUCAUCGCUUUUGGACCAUUGAAUUACCUGAAGGCAGCCUGGAAUGUGUUUGACUUUGUGACAGUACUGGGGAGUAUCACAGACAUAUUGGUCACAGAGAUUAACAUGCAGAACAAACUGAUCAACUUGAGUUUCCUGAGGCUGUUUAGGGCGGCCAGACUCAUCAAGUUGUUGAGGCAGGGCUACACCAUCCGAAUCCUGCUGUGGACCUUUGUCCAGUCCUUCAAGGCCCUGCCUUAUGUCUGCCUCCUCAUCGCUAUGCUCUUUUUCAUUUACGCCAUCAUCGGCAUGCAGGUGUUUGGAAACAUUGAGCUUCAUGAGGAAUCGGCCAUCAACCACCACAACAACUUCCAGACAUUCUUUCAGGCUCUGAUGCUUCUGUUCAGAAGUGCAACAGGAGAGGCGUGGCAUGAGAUCAUGUUGUCCUGUCUGAGUAACCGGCCAUGUGACAAGCUGUCCGGGUCAGGAGGGAAGGAGUGCGGCAGUGACUUUGCUUACUUCUACUUCGUCUCCUUCAUCUUCCUCUGCUCCUUUCUGAUGCUCAACCUGUUUGUGGCAGUCAUAAUGGACAACUUCGAGUACCUGACCAGAGACGCCUCCAUCCUGGGGCCUCACCACCUGGACGAAUUCAUCCGCGUCUGGGCUGAGUAUGACCCUGCUGCCUGUGGCCGUAUCACCUACCUCGAUAUGUACGAGAUGCUCCGCCACAUGUCCCCUCCGCUGGGUUUGGGAAAGAAAUGCCCGCCUAGAAUCGCCUACAAGCGACUGGUUAAGAUGAACAUGCCCAUCGCAGAUGACAACACGGUGCAUUUCACAUCCACUCUUAUGGCUCUCAUACGUACCGCACUGGAGAUCAAACUGGCAUCUGGGGUCCUGGCCCAGCGCCUGUGUGACGUGGACCUGAGGAAGGAGAUCGCCCGAGUCUGGCCCAACCUGCCUCAGAAGACUGUUGACCUCCUCGUCACGCCAUAUAAAAAUGAUGAGUUCAAUGAGGCCCUUUGCCCCUUUGUGGUAGUAAAUCGCGAGCUGACCGUAGGCAAGGUCUAUGCUGCCCUCAUGAUCUUUGACUACUACAAGCAGAACCGGGCAAAAAAACUGGAACAGCAACUGGGACUGGACUUCACCGGAACAAUUAAGAAUAAAAAGGGUCCAGCCUUCUUCCGCUCCAUGCCCAUGACCCAUGUGCAGGAGGUGACCCCAAUCAACACUGCCAAGCCCCCGUCAUUCUCCCAGCCCGAUCCCCCUCCCUCCACCACCUCUCUAACCAAUGGGGACGCAGUACCAGGUCCUAGAAGUGCCAUAAAAGACUCAGUUUCAGGACAGCCGUCUCAGGAAGGCCAGUGGUCUGGCAGUAGAAUGAGGCCGUUACCAAGGGGACAGUCAGAGGACAUUCCUUGCUCCAAAAAAACUCAGGACUCAGUGGAGAUGGAGCAGGCGGAGAACUGUCUUGACAGUGGGGUCUACUCCGGUCUGAAUGGCCACGGCAGAGCAGCCUCCAUGCCUAGACUGGACUCCCAGUACUAUCGGAACCACCCUCGCCACCUACCUGGGACCUACCUGGCACCUAUCGCUGACGUCAGUCCUAUCAGACGAUCAGCAUCCACACUGGCGUCCCAGCGCCCCCAGGAGGUGAGUCUCAGGGACUACACCCUGGAGCGCCCAAGCCAGGCCCUGGCGCAGGCCACCUCAGGCCCAGGCCAGACCCAGGAUAGACCCCACCACCAUCAUCACCACCACUGCUGUCACCGACGCAGGGACAAAGACCGGGAAAAGAAGCAGAAGUCACUAGACAGAGCAUUCAGUGAGAAGCCUUCUAGUACAGCAGGUUCUCCUGCAGACGCUCCGGUGGAUGGCUGGUCAAGGGAACGGGCCAGGGAGCGUGACCGCAGCCGACCUCAGGAGAGGAGGCAUCACUCUGCAGCCGGGGAGAAGCAGCGCUACUACUCAUGUGAGCGCUACGGAGGCAGGGAGCACUGUCACACCAAGUCAGCCAGCCCCAGCCGCUCCACCUCCCCUGGAGUGACCCAUGACCUAGGACUCCUCAAGCAGAGUGUGGCCGUGGGUAAGGGCAGUCAGGUCCUAACCACGGUGGCCAGCGCACCCUGCCGUGGGCGAAGACAGCUCCCCCAGACCCCCCUCACCCCCCGCCCCGCCGUGGCAUACAAGACUGCCAACUCUUCACCCGUGCAGUUUGGUCCCGCAGGGCACCAGUCCCAUCUUAGCCAUGGCCUCUCGGAGCACGACGCCCUGCUGGAGUCAGGGCCCAUAUCCGUCACCUGUAUUGGCUCGGACACCGACCUGAGCCCCCAGCCGCGGGACAACCCUCCACGCGGCCUCCCCGAGGAUCCUGACGAAUUUCAGGACGCUGUGAGCAGCCACGGGGGAGCGAGCCGCACCACCCGGACCGCUCCAUCUGCCUCGGCCUCCCACGGGACUCCCGGGCCCUCUUCGGCACCUGCCCCACCGGGCCUGGCUGGGGUCCCGAACGGAUACCACUUUACUCUGGGGGUUAAUGCCAGUUCGAGCUCCAACAGCAGAGGGCCUGGAAGCUUCAGGGACAAGGAAGAGGAUGACUGGUGCUAGCGUAGCCUGUCUUACCUAGCGUCCCCUUUCACAUAUCUGAAAGCGUUUUAGCUUGAACACUGAGGAACUCGCUCAUCUUUUGCACAGGAGACAGUACCGUGUUGAUGUCAGUUUCUGUGUGCUCCUAGGUGACCAUGGGAGAGGGAUGUUUUCCAAUAUGUGUAAAAUAUUGAGACAAUUGAAAUAAAAAUAAUUGGUUGUGAUUUUUCCGCUUUUCUAUAAAAAGGACAGACAACACCUGCUAAGACAUUUCCUCUCAAUUCCCUUCUUGCACUUAAAUUAAAGCUUGUUUCGAUGGUGUGCAUAGUCCAGAGCACAUGUGAAAUCCCUGUGAGUGUUUUGCCUUGGUCAGUGAAAUCAUUGUUUUAGUAGAAAAAAAUGACAAAAUGUCUUCCUACUGUCUGUGGGGGAAAUCAACCAAGACUGUGAACUGAGUUUCUUUGCAGGUUUGAACAGAUACCAACCAUUCUUUCCCCCUCUUUAUCGAUCUAAAAUGGGGCUAUUGCUUGUCUAAAGGACAAAACACACUGUGCAAACUACGUUAAAAGCAGUAGUUAGCUGUCCUAUCACUUUUGAACCGAGAACAUUGGCUGCCAGUUCUACAUAAUGAAUCACCACUGUUAGUGGAUCUACUGUGCAUGGCCAAGGUUAUUUAUGAUGUGUCUUGUCCUUUAAUGUGUCUUCUAGCUCUGGAUUUGAAAUGAGAGGAACCAGGAUGAGACCCAAGUGUUGAUAAAAAUGCACUAUCACCCAAUCCCUUCCAUCUCUGCAGAAAGUCCUUUAGUAUUUCUGAAACUCUUUCUGCAAGAGCUUUGGGGUUUUAACUGAUAGAACCCUAUAUGUAUUAUAGUAAUGACCUUAGGGAUAGUAUAUGGUUAGGUAUCUGCUGUUUUUUAUUUUAUUUUUGUGUCACCAUGACAAAACACAUAAGGACAGAAUACUCAAAUGUAUUUUCUAUGGAACUAUAUUAGAUGGAAUAUCUUUUCAUUAUCUUAUUUUUUGUAAAUUGUACCUAGUGUAAAUUGGGUGUUGUUGGGUAGGUAUACUCUUUCUAACAUAUUGCUCUAGUGGCUAAAUACCAAGUGCCUAUCAUUAAAGAUGUGUUGUAAAGUUAUAAUACAGCCUGACUUUUCUGAUGUAUCAACUCUGUAGAUGGUGGAACGUAUGAUGAGGCAAGCCAAUACAGGAUGUAUGCUUAUGCCUAUGAGUAGAAAUAUACAGUGUUGGGGGAAAGUAUGCUCCCUCUUUCUGAUUUUCAUAAUUUCCACUUUUCAGCCAGUACCUAAUAUCAGAUUUUUCAUGUAUUUAAUUAACGAAGUUAUGCAACAACCAUUUCCUUUUGUGUAAAAAAGUCAUUGCUCAUUUACUUUGAAAUGACUGGUUAUGCCAACUUUAGCUGCAGUUACUGCAACCAAAUGCUUCCAGUGCUUGGAAGUCUCGCAGAGGGUUGUGCAAACUUUGCUCAGGGCAGCCUGGGAAGGACGAGUGGUUGCCAGACAGGGCUGCCUUACCAAGUGACACUCUAGCGAUUCUUCAUGAUAGGUCAGUCACUGCAAUCUCAAUUCUGGUUGUGGGCUGAGGUUCACCUCCAUCCCAUGUGUGCUGACGAAAAUGUCCAGGUGGAGCAAGCAGUGUGGUAAGAAGCAGGGUGGAUGGUCGAGAUGUUCAUCCAAGGACACGUUUUGAUCUUUGACUCUUCCACACCUGCAUUGGAGUGGCUGAAACAUGACAAAGCCAUAAUAGUCAGUAUAAAAAGAAAAUCGAGGAAAUAAUAGAAAUAUCAAGGUUAAAACCAAGGUUACUUUUGAAUAAUGUCAAUUAUUUGGGUCUUGUCAUGUCUUGCAAGGACCCAACAUUGCAUUAAAUUGUAAGACCUGUAUGGUAACAACGGUCAAUCAUAAUAGUGUAGUUUAAUGGUCAGGGGAUGCUGCUUUUAUGCCUGGACGACUUGCCAUCAUUAAAGACACCAUCAAUGAUUCUCUCUAUCAAACAUUUAUUAAAGAGAAUGUCAGGUCACUUGUUUGUGAGCGAGACUGAAACAGACCUUAUUCAUGCAGCAAGAUGAUUAUCCACAACACAGAAAUAACUACAUCCUAAAGGCAGAAAAUAAAAACAUAGAAAUGUACUAGUCAAAUACAAAACUUAACCUCAACCGGGAUGUUGUGUCUGUUGCCUCAUGCAACAGAAAAUCAGAAAGGGGGCCAAUACCUUUUCACAGCUCAGUGUUCACUUGUAAAGCUAAUAUAUGUUUACAGAAUUUAAGGACUACAGUAUGAAUUGCUCCUUUAGCAAGAACAGCUUUUUUGUUUGAAUCACCAAUGAAGAAUGCAAAAAAUAAUAUUCUUGUUUUGUAAUUGUUAUAUACAAUAUUGGUAUAUAAGUAGGCUAGGUCAGAACUACAGAUCCAAAGCAAGCAAUGUAAUGCAUGCCAGGGUCUUGAACCUGUCAGUUGUGUCUGUACUUUUGCUUAGGAGUGUAUACAGAGCUUUCGCCUUUCUCUUCCAAAAAUAUAUAGCACUGCCAGAGUGAGAUGGAAGGAAAGGUGGUUCCACAGAAAAAAAGUGCCAUUUGAAAAUAACAUAUUAAAAUAUCAUGUUUAAAAACAAUUGCCUCCAUAUCUAUAAGAUACCAAGUAGAGUCAUUGUACAGUUUGCCUAUGAAUUCGAUCACUUUUGCUCACAUCUCAUGGGCUUGUUUUCAUCCAAAUGUAUUUCUUCUGAAGGCAGGGUGGCUUGAAGUGUUUUGCUAACUGAUAUAUAGCCUACAAUGUUGUGUAUUCAUAGGUAUUGGAGAGUUGUGUUGACUGUUGAGUGAUCAAACUAGGAUUAUGCAACAAGACAACACUUAAACUCUCUCCUGCCCUAUACAUUUAUGUUCUGGGGUCUCUGGAUUCAGGCUUUAGCAUGAUUGUGACCAAAUUAUACAUAGGAUUUAUUUAUAAAUUUUUUACAUUUAUUUAUAAAAAAAAUGUAAUAUUUAGUAUAUUAUGUACAUUGAACAUUUUGAGCAUUUAUGAAGACAGAAUACAUUUAAUUAUGUCUAAUGGGGGAUUUUAAGUUGAAGUUGAUGGCAUGUAUCAUAAUCAGUAGAAUGUGUUUGUUUUUAUUGUACUGAAUCAGAAAUCGCAUUAUUUAUUUUGUUUUAUACAUUCUAAUUAAUUGUGCAAUCUAUCUGAUGGAUUGUAAAAAGGUGAAGUGUUUGACUUUAAAUCGGUCUUCAAAUGUGAACAUGGCUAUUUGUAGGGGAAGAUACAGUAGCACUGUAAAUUGCAGGAAUCUUCCUUUGGACUCCACUUGUCCCUAUACGGUGCCAUGGUGUGGAAGAAAUUCAUGUAUUUCUCAACAUUUGUGAAUAGUCCUUUCUUUUUUUACUUCACCCACCCUUACCCAGAUCCUAAUUAAAUAGGGUGUCAAAUUUAAAACCACACCAGUUUGUCUCUUCAUACCUCAUCCUGUUUUUCUGUGGCUUUAUUCCCUGGACAUGUCAUAUGUGUGCAUGUUUUGAAAUGUAUGUGCACGUGCAAAAAAGAAAUGGAUCUUCAUAAACUGCAUACUUUAUACAAUCCGUUCACUGGUUGUAUUUGUUGAAGCUCUUUAAUUCAUAUGUUUUUGGAAAGAAAAAGAGCUUGAAUAACAACAUUUAUCAAAAGUGUUGAACUACAGUAUAUUUGAACCAUUAUACUCUGUGAUUAAGUAGAAAAACGGUUCUCUUCUGAGGUUCUGGAGAAACUGGGUCCUUUGCUGCCUGAUAUGUUAUAUGACUGUCAAACCUACAGUCAUUUCUAUCAUUACAUUUUGUAUGAAUAGAAGUCCUUGA
Molecule: messenger RNA, 12677 nt
Organism: Esox lucius (northern pike)
Lineage: Eukaryota; Metazoa; Chordata; Actinopteri; Esociformes; Esocidae
Gene: cacna1bb
Product: calcium channel, voltage-dependent, N type, alpha 1B subunit, b
Exons: 53
Coding region: 1296-8861 (2521 amino acids)
Biological process (GO): chemical synaptic transmission; calcium ion import across plasma membrane
Cellular component (GO): membrane; voltage-gated calcium channel complex; neuronal cell body
Molecular function (GO): high voltage-gated calcium channel activity
Source: RefSeq, a predicted model, not a curated record